AUUAAUGUUUGAAAGCUGUCAAAAGGAAAUGUUAUGUCCUCCGCCAUAUUGCCUUAUUUAUAUACGUGACAAUUAUUAGCGUUUUGGUUUCAUUAUUCAGUCUAUUUUUUUCUGUUUUUGUUGCUUUCUUUUAAAAAGUUAACAUCCAACAAUGGAAGAACAAAGUGGAACAUCUGCGCCUAGGGUAAGCGAUAAACGCUUGGCACAAACGCAGGCUAAAGUAGAUGAAGUGGUUGGAAUAAUGCGUGUCAAUGUUGAGAAAGUAUUGGAAAGAGAUCAGAAAUUAUCCGAAUUAGACAAUCGCGCGGAUGCAUUGCAACAUGGAGCAGCGCAGUUUGAACAGCAGGCCGGUAAGCUGAAAAGGAAGUACUGGUGGCAAAACAUGAAGAUGAUGCUAAUUAUUGGUGCUAUCGGUGCGGUUCUACUUAUAAUCAUUAUUGUGUGGGCUACAUCCGGAUCCAGCUCAGCCCCCGCGCCCACGCCUACUCCUCCGGUUACCGAAGCACCUCCAGCCUCUGGGCGAUAACUACACAAAUUUUACACUCAUUCUGCAUUACAACAAUGGUAAAUACUUAAAACUUACACUUUAAGACUAUUGAAUUUAGUAACAGCCAUACAUCAUUUUAAAGUUACAAGUAAGUAUUGGCUUUAUACUAUUUGUAUGUGUAAUAUUGUGAAGAGUGAAACUGAGGAAUCCUUGCAACUUCUAAAUAAAGCAAAAAGUGAGACUUCUGGUGGAAUCCAUCUUCUAAUAUUAUGUGUUAGAAGCUCACCAUACAGUCUUUAGUUUUGCAAUAUUUAUUAUUUGCUAAAGUUUCUAUACACUUUCUAAGAAAUGGAAAUUGUAACAUUUUUUUAAAAUAAUUUACCCUUGUUAUAUGCAGAAUGAGUAAAUAGACCAACUGAAAUUGAUUAAUUAUCUACAGUCACACUUCAAAGAAUUCUAUUAUGAAACUUUGACCUAUAACUUGACUGAAACUUGUGAAAAACUAUAUUUUAUACCACAUUUACCUUCAGACUGUUAUAUAUCUUGCAAAUUUCUUAUACAAUAGCUUUUGAUAUAUGUCUACAAAAUUAUUAAUGCAUAGGAAAAAGUAAUUUAUUCAGGUAAAUAUUUAUGUAUCUACUGACUUAAAGUCAAACAUUAAUGUUUAGAUGAUAGCGAUAUUAAGUAUUACUAAUUGUUGCUUUAUGUAUGGCGAGCAAUUUUACCUAAAAGUGGCCAACUUCUACAGCAUACAAAAGUUAUAUAUUUAAAGU
Molecule: messenger RNA, 1260 nt
Organism: Papilio xuthus (Asian swallowtail)
Lineage: Eukaryota; Metazoa; Arthropoda; Insecta; Lepidoptera; Papilionidae
Source: RefSeq, a predicted model, not a curated record